This is a messenger RNA of Dalotia coriaria, 1238 nucleotides long. It is a transcript of the gene Pex14, whose product is annotated as peroxin 14. Bases 77 to 898 code for a protein of 273 amino acids. Gene Ontology annotation, molecular function: signaling receptor binding. The record is from RefSeq and is a predicted model, not a curated record. The transcript is spliced from 5 exons. Gene Ontology annotation, biological process: protein import into peroxisome matrix, docking. Gene Ontology annotation, cellular component: peroxisomal importomer complex; peroxisomal membrane. Lineage: Eukaryota; Metazoa; Arthropoda; Insecta; Coleoptera; Staphylinidae.
GCUCAUUUAGCAAUUGUGCGUACGUUUCGCGUGCUUGUUCAAUGCAAAACUAAAUUAUAUAAGACUCACAACAAGGAUGACGACCACCGUCGAUGAUCUGGAUCGCACCUUCAACCAGAAUCCGGCGCCACGCGAAGAUAUCAUUCAAACUGCCGUCAAGUUCCUUUCGAAUGCGAACGUUGUGCGCACGCCGCUCGCACAAAAGCAGAAAUUCCUGCAGCGCAAAGGGCUCACCAAUGAGGAGGUGCAAAUCGCCUGUGAAAGAAGCGGCGCGUACGCUCAGCACGAGGAAGUGCAACGCACGCCGCCCCCGUUACCACCACAGCUUGUGCCUGUAGGUUAUAGGCAACAUGCACAACAGCAAAUUACCCUUUUUGACAGAAUACGUGACAUUGUACACAACGCGGCGGUGUUUAGUAUUGUCGCAUAUGCAAUUUAUAAAUUUUACGAAAAAUACAUUAAACCAUUCCUCUUUGGUAUACGCAAGAAAUCUGUGGAGGAUUCAAUAGAGGACCUGAGUAAAUCAGUAAGCGAGUCAGUCACAGAGCUCAAAGACAGUUUGCAGUCUGUCAAGGUCGAAGUGGACCGCAUUAGUCAAUCAGGGGAGAGUCACGUUCAGCGGCAGCUGGAAGUCCUGCAGGGUGAUAUUGCGACUGUCAAAGGUCUUCUUUUAUCAAGGAAACAAUUUCCUUCCGUGUCAAAUAGUCCAGUGGUGCCUCAGUCAAUACCCGCCUGGCAACUAUCAAGCGUUCAGGACGAAGCCGAAGCCGAUCCCGACCCGAAAUCCGAAGAAUUAAUGGACAUGUGUUCCGGUUCCGGAUCCUCCGAUCCCGAACAUGCCACCAAAACAAGUGAUAGUAGUCUGGAAAUAAUACCGUCGUGUUGUGACAGUAAUUGAUGUGGUGUGGCGGGGCGUAGUGUAUGCAACCAAAUAAACAUAACAACGUUCGUUCGUUGGUCUUCCACGACACGGCGAGCCAAUCACCGACGAGGUCAUCCUGCAAUCUGAUACGCGCAAUACAACUAACUAAUUCCUAGGUAGGCACCAAAUUAAACAAAUGGUUAACCAAUGAUUUCUCUUCUCUAUGUGUGUGGUGUAGGUGGGUAAACCUAUUUUCAGUCCUCUAACCUCAAAUCAAACAAAAUGCAAUUUUUUACAUGAAUUUUAAAUGAAUCAAUAGUGGAUUUGUUACUUUUGUUUUGUUUUGUUAUGAAUAAAUGCGGACGAAGGAAAUAAA